Messenger RNA from Scatophagus argus, 1303 nucleotides. RefSeq names its product biogenesis of lysosomal organelles complex-1, subunit 5, muted (gene bloc1s5). The record is from RefSeq and is a predicted model, not a curated record. Lineage: Eukaryota; Metazoa; Chordata; Actinopteri; Scatophagidae. Bases 272 to 736 code for a protein of 154 amino acids. The transcript is spliced from 5 exons. Gene Ontology annotation, cellular component: BLOC-1 complex; transport vesicle.
AAGUCAAAUUAAAUCUUUAAAUUACAGUCAGCUGACUUCUGUUCUCCUGAUUUCAGCUAGCAUAGCAUCGCUGGAUUUAUUUCACGUUUUUUAGCUGACAUUUGGUACUGUAUUGUUGAAGUACAGGCUGCGUUAAAUCACUGAUGGUUUAGUUCUGCUAAGUAGCUUUGCAGUUGGCUUCCGACUAGCUUAGCAUUCGGAUCAUUUAGCAAGUGAUUAGCAGGUAGUAGCUGAUUUUGAGAGCGCUGCUUCACAGGAGACAUAGCAAAAAAUGGAUAAAAUUUCUCAAGAUGUGGGUGACAUCCAGUCCAGACUGCUGGACCACAGACCAAUCAUCAGUGCAGAGAUCCGAUACUUUGUCCGGGAGUUUGAGGAGAAACGUGGACACAGGGAGAGCAGACUGCUGGAGAACCUCAAUAAAAUGGUGCUGGAGACGAAUGAGGAGAUGCUGCCCAUAAAUUUGGAGGCUCUGACCCAGCAGCUGUCUGAUGUUUCCAAACGGUUGGAGGCUGCUAAUCACAUGGCAGAGAGAAUCCAGCAGAGGGAGCUAGAGGCACAGCAGAGCACCCAGCUGCAGGCCAGCAUGGAGCACUUGAAAGAUGAGUGGGCAGAGUUUCUGAAGGAGCAGCAGAGACUGAAGGAGCAGGUGGACGAGGAGCACGCCAAGACCGUCGGAGAGCUCAGCACAAAGUACUGUGAGAUGCAGAAGAACCUGACCAAGUGCCCGCCCUCCUAAUCAGCUGAUGUUUGUGAGGGUACGAGUUUUUGUUACGGACAUGAACGUACGGUCUGCUCGUGAAGCUCCGGGCUUCAGUGGAUGUACUAUGUGGUCAGCGUGAAAAGGUCUUGCUCCUGCACAGGACUCAACAUUUUCCAAAUCAUAAAUAUGAAAGUGUGAUUAACAGUGUGGCGUUUUCACAGGCCAUCCAAGCUCAGACGUUUGUGUCUUUAGCACAUGGAAUUUUCACAGCAGCUGAGAGGCCUGGAACAUGUCGGUUUUGAACAAGCGAUCAUUUGAUUGUUCCUUGGCCGUGAAGUUUUCAACAUUUCAAGAUUUUUAAUGGAUGCCUGCCUGAAGGGUCCUGAUGAUGAAUCUGCACUGGCCACCAGCUGAAGCCCUUCUGAGCAGGUGUGUUUAAAGCACAGGUGAAGUGUUGUAGAAACGAGCUCAGACAGAACUGUUUUCCAGAGCGAAUCAUCGCUCAUCACCAAAUAUUUGGAACAUUUGACCUCUGACAUUAACUUUGAGUAAACCAACUGUCUGUGAAGGAACUUUCAUAAUAAAAGGCCUCUGCUGACUCCA